Messenger RNA from Cordyceps fumosorosea ARSEF 2679, 1251 nucleotides. Its product is annotated as phosphoglycerate kinase. Gene Ontology annotation, molecular function: ATP binding; phosphoglycerate kinase activity; ADP binding. The record is from RefSeq and is a predicted model, not a curated record. Gene Ontology annotation, cellular component: cytosol. Gene Ontology annotation, biological process: gluconeogenesis; glycolytic process. Lineage: Eukaryota; Fungi; Ascomycota; Sordariomycetes; Hypocreales; Cordycipitaceae. The transcript is spliced from 3 exons. Bases 1 to 1251 code for a protein of 416 amino acids.
AUGUCUCUCUCUAGCAAGCUCUCCAUCACCGACGUCGACGUCAAGGGCAAGCGCGUCCUCAUUCGGGUCGACUUCAACGUGCCCCUCGACGGCACCACCGUCACCAACCCGCAGCGCAUCGUCGGCGCCAUCCCGACCAUCAAGCAUGCCCUCGACCACGGCGCCAAGGCCGUCGUCCUCAUGUCCCACCUCGGCCGCCCCAACGGCCAGGUCAACGCAAAGUACUCGCUCAAGCCCGUCAUUCCGGUGCUCGAGAAGCAGCUCGGCAAGACGGUCACGUUUGCGCCCGACUGCGUCGGCCCCGAGGUCGAGAAGAUCGUCAACGGCGCGGACAACGGCGCCGUCAUCCUGCUCGAGAACCUGCGCUUCCACAUUGAGGAGGAGGGCAGCGCCAAGGACGCCGAUGGCAACAAGACUAAGGCCGACAAGGCCAAGGUGGACGAGUUCCGCAAGGGCCUCACCGCUCUCGGUGACGUCUACGUCAACGACGCCUUCGGUACCGCCCACCGCGCCCACUCCUCCAUGGUCGGCGUCCAGCUUCCCCAGAAGGCUGCCGGUUUCCUCAUGAAGAAGGAGCUCGACUACUUCGCCAAGGCCCUCGAGUCGCCCGAGCGCCCGUUCCUCGCCAUCCUCGGCGGCGCCAAGAUCUCGGACAAGAUCCAGCUCAUCGACAACCUGCUCGACAAGGUCAACACGCUCAUCGUCUGCGGCGGCAUGGCCUUCACCUUCAAAAAGGUCAUCGACGGCAUGAAGAUUGGCAACUCGCUCUUCGACGAGCCCGGCUCCAAGACGGUGCCGCAGCUGAUGGACAAGGCCAAGGCCAAGAACGUCAAGGUUGUGCUGCCGACCGACUUCGUCAUCGCCGACAAGUUCGACAAGGACGCGGCCGAGGGCUACGCGACCGACAAGGAUGGCAUCCCCGACGGCUGGAUGGGUCUCGACUGCGGCGCCGAGUCGGUCAAGCUGUUCCGCGCGGCCAUCGACGAGGCCAAGACGAUCCUGUGGAACGGCCCCGCGGGUGUCUUCGAGUUUGACAAGUUCGCCAAGGGCACCAAGGCGACGCUGGACGCGGCCGUCGACGGCUGCGGCAAGGGCAAGAUUGUCAUCAUCGGCGGCGGCGACACGGCCACCGUCGCGGCCAAGUACGGUGUCGAGGACAAGCUCAGCCACGUCUCCACCGGCGGCGGCGCCUCGCUCGAGCUGCUCGAGGGCAAGGAGCUGCCCGGCGUCACGGCUCUGUCGAGUAAGUAA